Eupeodes corollae is the source of this 2636-nucleotide messenger RNA. It is a transcript of the gene sand, whose product is annotated as potassium channel subfamily K member 4. Gene Ontology annotation, molecular function: potassium ion leak channel activity. The coding region runs from base 893 to 2020 and encodes 375 amino acids. Gene Ontology annotation, cellular component: membrane. NCBI's taxonomy places the organism in Eukaryota, Metazoa, Arthropoda, Insecta, Diptera, Syrphidae. The record is from RefSeq and is a predicted model, not a curated record. Gene Ontology annotation, biological process: stabilization of membrane potential; potassium ion transmembrane transport. The transcript has 8 exons.
UUCUAGCUUCCAGUCUGUGUUCAGUGUUCCUAUUGAGCGGUUCGGUUGAAAAAUCCCAACUCAAAGGUCUUCGAAAAAAUAAAAAAAUCUGUUUGAUUUCUUGUUGUGAAUCCGGUUUUUCUUAUUGUUGUACAUCUUCAUUUCAAAAACACCUCAUUUUUCUACCGUUUUUAAUCUAUUGUACAGUGUUUUUAGCUCUGGAAUUAUUUUUGACGUCAUUGCCAAAAUAAAACAAAAAACUAUUUUGUGUGGAUUAUUUAAAUAUUAUGGUAUUUUUCGAAUUUUCGAAAAUAAUAUAUUAUUUUUUGUAGUGAAAAAGAUUACCUAAGUUUUUGUUAAAAUGUUUGUGCUAUUUUGUGCAUCUGCUGUCAAUAAACAAAAUAUUUUAUAAAUACAAGAAAUUUAAAUAUUAUUCAAUGUUCUGCAAACAUCAUUGAUGAGCACACCAAAACCAACGACCGACGUGACGAGGUAAAAAUACGCUUACACUACCGUAUACUUCAUUCAAAUAUGCGGCAGAGGAGAUUUUUGAAAUAAAAAUCUAGACCGGCAACAAAAUCAGCAAUAUAGCAACGUUGUAUUUAAAAUGGUGGACAUUAACUGGGUGAUUGCGGGCAGAUGAAAACUAAACACAAUUAACCAAUUCACGUGUCAUUGUAGAAAAAAGGAUUAAUUCAUAAAUUAUUAUUACUCAUACAGAGAAAAGAGGCAAGUCCUUGAAAAGAAUGCAACCAAAUCAAUUAAUAUUUCAAAUAUGGAGUGAUUUUCUUCGGCCAACACGGAGAAAACUCUGAAAGGUUUUGAAAUAUUUAACAAUAUAAGCAGAAAAAUAAAAACAAAACAAUAAAAAAGGAAUUAAACUUUUUUGUGUAAACGCAGUAUUUCAAAGAAAAUGAAUCGCAAACGCUCGUUUAAACGAAGAGAAAAACCACCAUUCGAACGAUUCAAGGAUCAUUUUAGAGCAUUUACUGCCUUUAUGUUUAGUAAUGUGGGAAUUAUUCUUCUGGUGAUAAUCUAUACAAUAGGUGGUGCAUUUAUGUUCCAAGCAAUUGAGACUUCAGAAGCCAAUAAGGUAGGGCGGAAGCCGAGUGUAGGGGAACGCAAUAAGACAGUGAUAGCUGAAAUUCUGUGGAGGAUCACUUGCUGUGAAUCGAAUAUAUUUAAUGAGACUGAAUUCAAAAAAAGGAUGAAUGAAACGAUUUUUAAUUUUACUACUGCAAUUAUUAAAGCUGAACUCGAUGAUGUGGACAUCAAACAGCAAUGGAGUUUUUCGGGUGCAUUCCUUUAUUCUCUGACUGUCAUUACAACUAUUGGAUACGGCAAUAUUUGUCCGAAAUCAAAUUGGGGCAAACUUAUUACCAUUCUCUAUGCAAUAAUUGGAAUGCCAUUGUUUCUCUUGUAUCUAUCGAAUAUUGGUGAUAUUUUAGCAAAAUCUUUCAAAUGGAUCUACGCUAAAGUUUGUCUUUGUCGAAUUUGCCCUGGUGUAGCUCGACGACGAAUUAUACGAGAACGUCGAAAAAUUCGUCGUAUGACAAUUGAUAGAGAUAUGGAUAGCAUGGAAGAAGGAACUGAAUCCCGAUCGAGUAAUUCCACCGAACAAACGUCAUCUGAAACCAAUGAUUUCUAUGAAGAAGACGAUUCAGAAAUCGAAGCUGAAAUUCAAACUAACACGUCUACGGUCACAGUUCCGGUUACUGUUUGUAUUUUUAUAAUGAUUGGUUACAUUCUGUUUGGAGCAUUCAUGUUUGGAACAUGGGAGAAUUGGACCUUGCUAGACGGAAGUUAUUUUUGUUUCAUAUCGCUAAGCAGUAUUGGUUUCGGAGACAUCGUUCCGGGUGAAAAAGUGAUAACAAACAAUGACAUUACAAAUGUUGAAACGAGUUUUAUUCUCUGCGCUGUUUAUUUGUUACUGGGAAUGGCUUUGAUUGCUAUGUGCUUUAAUUUAAUGCAGGAACAAGUUAUUCAUCAAAUGAGGUCUAUCAAACGUGUGCUGAAAAUAUGUUUCCGGUGUAAGAGGUGAUAAAGUUCGCUGGUUGGAUGAACCACGAAAACUUAGUACGGUAUAAAGUUCAAGACCAAGAAGGUAGAACACUUAAACGCAACUGCGUUCAAAACGGAAGUUGGGCUCUAAUCACGUAAAAUGAAAAAACAACCAAACAGCUAUAGUGUCAUUUUGUUUAAUAGAAAAAGACAUGCUUUAAACGAUAAUGUUUGAUAGUUUUCAUUUUACGAGAUUAGAUCCCAAUACGAUUAGGGCUUACACAAAACAGUAUUUUUUCGCUCUCAUGAUUAUUCAAUGAUACAAAAUUAGAAUAACAAUUUGAAAUGACAUUAGUUCAUAUUUAAAAAAAAGGUCAUGGAAUAUUUGUAAGUCGAAAGUAUCGAAGCUGUCAAUGAAAAAUGCCUUUUCAACCCAGCCCAGAUGAAAACAUACAUGCAAGCUGUUAAGAUAGACCCCUUAAACAAAAGAAAUAAAAACAGCUCCAAAGUCGUAAUAAAAAAAGACCCUUCCAAAAUUCCUUCAGAAAUAUAAUUUAAUUUAAUACAUUAAUGAAUAAGUUAAUUCUAAAUUGUAAUAUUAAUUUUUGUAUUGGUUUACAUACUUAAGAAAUAAAAACUCACUUAAUAAAAUUUAA